This is a messenger RNA of Tetrahymena thermophila SB210, 486 nucleotides long. RefSeq lists its product as hypothetical. The record is from RefSeq and is a predicted model, not a curated record. The transcript has a single exon. Lineage: Eukaryota; Ciliophora; Oligohymenophorea; Hymenostomatida; Tetrahymenidae.
AUGGGAUGCUCAAAUUAAAAGUAAACAGAUUUAUCUGUUAAACAGCUUAAAAAGCAGUGCUUUAACUUAAACAAAGAAAUAACUUAAUUGUAAAGAAAAAUAUUGUUUACAAAUGUAGAAUACCAAUUUAAAUACAAUAGAACGAUAGAAAAAAAGGUCCAUAGCCAAGAAACUAAAAAUAACUUCACAGACAAUUCUAAUACAUCUAAUGAAGAUUUUGCUAAGGAAGACUUAAUUAGCAAAUUUUAUGUUUAAAUGAAAGAAUUUUAAAAAUAAGCCUAAAAUAUUUUUAUCAAAGGAGAGACAAUAAUGCAAAAAUAUAACAUGAAAGCUGUCGAAAAUCAGUAAUUUUAUCUUUAAAUAAGAUAAAAACUAAAACUUUUGCAUGAAUUCGCCUUUAUUCUUGUAAUUAAUUCUGAAAUGAAAAAUUCCAAAGAUCAAAUUAUGUUUCUAGGAAGUUUUUGCUAAUCUCUAGUAAUUGCUUGA